AUGAGCCCAAGCGGCCUGGGCGCUACCGCUGGAUUGUUGAGUUCCCCUACGCUGGUUGGUGAGACAGCUGGGCCGAACUACGGAUCUUUGACAGUUGGUGCUGGUACAGAUGGUACUGGUGCAGUUGGUGCUGGUACAGAUGGUGCUGGUGCUAUUGGGACUGGUGCAGUUGUUGUGGGACCGGUUCAGGGUGGAGACCUGAGUAUACCUGCUGUUGCCGAUGGGCAGACAAAUAGUGGUGUGCUGGGCAGUGGAGACCCUGGUGUUACUGGUGGCCUGGAGAUGGAGCAGGUCAAUGACAACUGGCCAGUGGUGGAGAAACAUAGGGUUUUGGAGUCCAGCAAUGGUGGCUUGGAGACUGCACUGGCAGCCGAAAGAUUUGGUGCAGUGCAGAUGGUGCAGACAGCCAUGGAAGGCACUGCAAAUGCUGGUUCGCCGACAGCUGCGUCGCGUACAACUGGGCUGGAAAUGAGGUAUGUCCAGACUGGAACGGGCGCAUAUGGAUGGAUGACAAGGCUGACGGACUUUCUGCGAGCGACGACGACUGGUGGUGGCAAUCGCCUUGGAAUUUCUCCCCGCCGGAAGAGCUCCAGGUGA
This is a messenger RNA of Symbiodinium natans, 597 nucleotides long. Lineage: Eukaryota; Dinophyceae; Suessiales; Symbiodiniaceae. The record is from the annotation of a GenBank genome assembly.